CUCUCUCUCUCUCUCUCUCUCUCCAUUUUCGGAUAAAUAAACGCCAAUCUCCAGCUGUGUUCAUCCACUUCUCUUCCUUCUCUCCGAGCUCGAAACAACAGGAGGAGUAGAGCAAUAUAGAAAGUAGGAAAGGAUGAAGCCAGGGUAUGCAAAUGCCUUCCUCUUCUCUCUCCUGUCCGUCACCUUCACCUUCUUCCUCCCCGUCGCCUUCUCUAGGUUAAAAUUGAACCCCGCUCCCACCGCGACCCUCGACGUCGCCGGCUCGCUCCAGAACACCCAGCGAGUCCUCUCCUUCGAUCCUCUGUCCCGGACGCCCUUCUCCGACCAAGAGCAGGAACAGACGCCGUCGAGCUCAUUCUCCGUCCGGCUCCACCCGAGAGAGUCCCUCCUGAGGACCCCGUACGCGGAAUACGAGGCCCUCGUCCUCGCCCGGCUCGCCCGCGACUCGGCCCGCGUCGACGCGCUCGCCGCCAGGCUCGCCCUCGCCCUCAACAACGUCACCCGGACCGACCUGACCCCGCUCCUGACGGAGGUCCAGCCGGAGGAUCUGUCGACCCCGGUGGUCUCCGGCACGAGCCAGGGCAGCGGCGAGUACUUCUCGCGCAUCGGCGUCGGCACCCCGGCGAAGCAGUUCUACAUGGUGCUCGACACUGGGAGCGAUGUCAACUGGCUUCAGUGCCAGCCGUGUACCGACUGUUACCAGCAGGCCGACCCGGUGUUCAACCCUUCGUCGUCGUCCUCGUUCGGGGCUCUCACCUGCGAGUCGCCGCAAUGCGGGUCGCUCGAAGUCUCCGCUUGCCGCACUGGCAAGUGCCUCUAUCAGGUUUCGUACGGCGACGGGUCGUUCACCGUCGGCGAUUUCGUGACGGAGACGGUGUCGUUCGGUGGCUCCGGGGCUGUGAACAACGUCGCUCUGGGAUGCGGACACGACAACGAGGGGCUCUUCAUGGGCUCGGCGGGCCUGCUUGGGCUGGGCGGCGGCACCUUGUCCCUGACGAACCAGAUAAAGGCUAGCUCCUUCUCGUACUGCCUGGUGGACCGCGACUCGUCCGAGUCGUCGACCCUGGAGUUCAACUCGGCCGCACCCGGCGCCGAGUCGGUGUUCGCCCCGCUGGUGAAGAACGGCAAGGUGGACACGUUCUACUACGUGGGGCUGACGGGGAUGAGCGUGGGAGGGGCGAUGCUGUCGAUCCCGCCGUCGCUGUUCCAGAUGGACGAUUCCGGCAACGGCGGGAUCAUCGUCGACUCGGGGACGGCCAUAACUCGGUUGCAGACCCAGGCUUACAACUCGCUCCGCGACGCCUUCGUCAAGCUCACCCCGCACUUGAAGUCCACCAGCGGAGUGGCCCUCUUCGACACGUGCUACGACUUCAGCUCGCUCUCCAGCGUGCGGGUCCCGACGGUGUCGUUCCACUUCACCGGCGGCCGGUCGUGGUCCCUUCCGGCGAAGAACUACCUGAUACCGGUGGACUCGGCGGGCACCUUCUGCUUCGCCUUCGCCCCGACGACAUCGUCGCUGUCCAUCAUCGGGAACGUGCAGCAGCAGGGGACGCGCGUCGCCUUCGAUCUGGCCAACUCGCGCGUGGGGUUCACGCCCAACAAGUGUUAGGGAACCACUAGAUUUUGGGGAACCAUAGGCCUG
Messenger RNA from Rhodamnia argentea, 1642 nucleotides. RefSeq names its product protein ASPARTIC PROTEASE IN GUARD CELL 1. The record is from RefSeq and is a predicted model, not a curated record. The transcript has 2 exons. Gene Ontology annotation, biological process: proteolysis. Gene Ontology annotation, molecular function: aspartic-type endopeptidase activity. Bases 134 to 1609 code for a protein of 491 amino acids. Lineage: Eukaryota; Viridiplantae; Streptophyta; Magnoliopsida; Myrtales; Myrtaceae.